This is a messenger RNA of Sitophilus oryzae (rice weevil), 2732 nucleotides long. RefSeq names its product ATP-dependent RNA helicase vasa (gene Vasa). The transcript is spliced from 10 exons. Gene Ontology annotation, biological process: cell differentiation; gamete generation. The record is from RefSeq and is a predicted model, not a curated record. NCBI's taxonomy places the organism in Eukaryota, Metazoa, Arthropoda, Insecta, Coleoptera, Curculionidae. Bases 329 to 2317 code for a protein of 662 amino acids. Gene Ontology annotation, cellular component: P granule; nucleus. Gene Ontology annotation, molecular function: RNA helicase activity; RNA binding; ATP binding.
UAUCAAAACAGAGAUAGAGCACAGGAAGAGCAAGUAAAAUUUUUUGAAAGGAAAUAAGCAAGGUCUGUUCUCGUCUGUAUUUUCGUAUUUUGCCUUCGGCGUCUGCCUUCCAAAAAAAUAUAUUUGGCGCCUUUAUUCGCCAGAACUCUUUACCAGAACUGGUUAUAACAAAGAAAAAAAGACCUCUAAUUUUAACCACAAUUUAACAAUCGUUUUUUUGCUUUACUACUAGAAAUUCUUUUUUUCUAGCAGAUAUUUAAUAUCGAACGUGUAUAGGUUAAUUUUUAUUUAAAAAGGGGCCCUUUUCAGUUUGUACUUAACAUAAAAUAUGGACGACGAUUGGGAUGAUGGAGCCGUGGUGUCUGCACCUGCAAUGACCGGCAUUAUAUCAGAAGGGGGUACGAAAUUCUCUGCUGGACGUGGAUAUAAAGCUUCAAGUACAGGCAAUAGCGAAUGGGACUCGAACAAUGCAACAAGUGGUUGGGACGAUGCACCAUCUUCCGGGUAUCAGGGAAAUAAAGGAGGCGGUCGUGGAGGAAGAGGAGACAGGGAGGACCGUGGUAGGGGGCACAGAGAUGGUCGUGGUAGAGGAAAUAGGGAAGAUCGUGGGAACUUCAGGGGAGGUCGAAGAAAUGAUAACGACAACAAUGGAGAAUGGGAAACCCCCUCUGAUUCAUGGGGAGAAAAUGGAAAUGGAAAUGGUUUUUCCAGCGGUGGUGAUUUUGAAAGUGAAGGUCGAGGGGGCAGAGGUCGCGGUGGUAGAGGAGGUAGAGGUCGUGGUGGCAGAGGCGGUUUUCGAAACGAGGAAAGGAGCAACGAUUGGGGCGGUGGCGACUCCAAGAACGGUGGCGGCGGUCGUUUUGGUGGAAAAGAAGAUGGGGAAGACGACGGAGCCCCACCGAAACCCAGAGACAUUUACGUACCUGAGGAGAGGGUCACCGACGAUGAUCUUUUCACCACCACAAUUACGUCGGGCGUCAAUUUCAUGAAACUGGACGAAAUAGAAGUAAAAGUUACAGGGGAGAACGUCCCGAACCCCCUAACUUCUUUCCAGAGUUCUGAAUUGAGACCGCAUUUGUUAAAGAACAUUGAGAAAUCAGGGUAUACAAAGCCGACUCCUAUACAGAAGUAUGCCAUUCCUAUCAUACUCGCUGGUAGGGAUUUGAUGGGUUGUGCUCAAACUGGCUCAGGAAAAACAGCGGCCUUUUUAUUGCCGAUGAUCAAUAAGAUCCUCGCAAGCCAAGAAGCCCCAGAAACCGACGGCAAUACUUGUAAUCCUAAGGUGGUUGUUGUUAGCCCUACAAGAGAAUUAGCCAUUCAAAUCAAUGAACAAGCAAGGAAGUUCGCCCAUAACUCUAUUGUAAAAUGCGCUGUAGCCUAUGGAGGAACAUCUGUAUCACAUCAGAGGAAUGUUGUUAAAGAAGGGUGUCAUAUCUUGGUAGCCACUCCAGGCAGAUUAAACGAUUUUGUGACACGUGGCCAUGUGUCAUUCUCUUCAGUCCAGUUCUUUGUCUUGGAUGAAGCUGAUAGGAUGUUGGACAUGGGCUUCUUACCUACGGUGGAAGAGAUGUUGGGUCACGCCUCCAUGACAGCCACUGGUGAGAGACAAACCUUGAUGUUUUCUGCCACUUUUCCUGAAGAAAUCCAGCAUUUAGCAGGAAAAUUUUUGCACAACUAUGUUUUUGUAGCAGUGGGAAUAGUGGGUAGUGCCUCAACUGAUGUGACACAAGAAGUUCAUCUUGUCACUCGAUUUGAGAAGAGGACUAAACUUAUUGAAAUGCUUAAAGGCACCAAAGAGCGUACCGUCGUUUUCGUCGAAACCAAAAGAAAUGCCGAUUUCUUGGCUACGUUUUUGAGUGAAAAUGACAUUCAGUCGACCAGUAUACAUGGCGACCGACUUCAGAGGGAAAGAGAACAAGCCCUGUGGGAUAUAAAGAAAGGUAUCAGACACAUUUUGGUGGCCACUGGUGUUGCGGCUCGAGGUCUCGACAUCGAAGGCAUUCAGCAUGUCAUCAACUACGACCUGCCCAAGAGUAUUGACGAGUACGUGCAUAGAAUAGGCAGGACCGGACGAGUUGGCAACAGUGGAAAAGCGACCAGCCUCUUCGACGAGAGUUGCGACAGGGCCUUGGCUGGACCUUUGGCCAACAUUUUGCGGCAGGCAGGUCAAAAUGUACCAGAUUUCCUUAGCAACGCCGGAGGUGGGGGUGGCGGUGAUAGCGACAUCUUCGGAGGCAGAGAUAUUCGAGGGGAUGAUUUUGGCAAAGGUCAAAACUUUGUCCAACAACCGGCCGAAAUUGAAGAAGAGGAUUGGUAAUUUACCCAUGAAUUUUUGUUUACCUCGCAAUCAAUUCGGAUCUAUUUUUUUAAAAAUAUAUUUUGCCAAUGUUUUUUUUUUUAAAUACUUUAUGGAAUCUUGCUUUUGUUAAUACCUCUAUAUUUUUGAACUUUUCGUUUUUUUUUGCUGUGUUCUUGUUAUGGAAAAUCAUUCCCCUUUCUAAUGCAUCUGUGAUACUCUCUUUACUUAUUGGUAUUUGUGGAGAGAGUGAGAAAUAUUAAUCACUGGAAAGUUAGAAGCUACUACGUUUUGAUGAGAUCUGUUUGUAACUUUUAGGAUAUAAAUAGUAUAUAAAGAUUACGUUUCCUGUUAAGUUGAAGUUUGUUUGUGUUCUAUUUUUUUUUGAACAUUUGACAUGUUGAAGAGUUUUUUAAAUAAAGGUAAAAAUAAAAUA